Messenger RNA from Pantherophis guttatus, 2701 nucleotides. It is a transcript of the gene AGFG1, whose product is annotated as ArfGAP with FG repeats 1. Gene Ontology annotation, molecular function: GTPase activator activity. The record is from RefSeq and is a predicted model, not a curated record. Gene Ontology annotation, biological process: acrosome assembly; spermatid nucleus differentiation; intermediate filament organization. Gene Ontology annotation, cellular component: membrane; cytoplasmic vesicle; cytoplasm. NCBI's taxonomy places the organism in Eukaryota, Metazoa, Chordata, Lepidosauria, Squamata, Colubridae.
CUCGUCAUUCAGCCGCCCCGGGCCCGGCUCGAGUUCGCCUCUCCUGCUGCUCCCCUUCCUCCCCCUCUCCUCUCCCGUUCUCCCGUUGGGGCUCGUGCGGGCGGGCGCGGGCCUCGCCCUUCUGUUGCCUUGACUCGCCGCCGCUCAAGCGGGACGGUCCCUGCCUCUCCUGCGCCGCCUUCCUCUUCGUUCUCGAGCGGACCGGGCAUCGGCUCCCCCCCCCCCGCCCCCCCCCCCCGGCGGAGGCCAUGGCGGCGAGCGCCAAGCGGAAGCAGGAGGAGAAGCACCUGAAGCUUCUGAGGGAGAUGAGCAGCCUCCCGCCCAACCGCAAGUGCUUCGACUGCGACCAGCGCGGCCCCACCUAUACCGACAUGACGGUGGGCAGCUUCGUUUGUACUUCCUGCUCCGGCAUCCUGAGAGGUUUAAAUCCACCUCACAGAGUGAAAUCCAUUUCAAUGACCACAUUCACACAGCAAGAAAUAGAAUUUCUUCAGAAGCAUGGAAAUGAAGUAUGUAAACAGAUAUGGCUAGGAUUAUUUGAUGAUAGAUCAUCAGCAAUUCCAGACUUCCGGGACCCUCAAAAAGUCAAAGAAUUUCUACAAGAGAAAUACGAAAAGAAAAGAUGGUAUGUUCCUCCAGAACAAGCAAAAGUUGUGGCUUCUGUCCAUGCAUCCAUAUCUGGAUCGUCUGCUAGUAGUACAAGUAGUACUCCAGAAGUUAAACCACUUAAAUCUCUCUUGGGAGAGUCUGCACCAGCACUGCACUUAAAUAAAGACACACCUACACAAUCUCCUGUUACAAUUCGGUCUCAUGGGCAGUCACAAGAAAAGAAGCAAUUCGAUCUUCUCAGUGAUCUUGGUUCAGACAUAUUUGCUGCUCCUGCUCCGCACCCCACAGCUACUGCAAAUUUUGCUAAUUUUGCACAUUUCAACAGUCAUACAGCGCAGAACUCUGCAAACGCAGGUUUUGCAAACUUUGAUGCAUUUGGACAGUCUAGUGCUUCGAGUAAUUUUGGUGGUUUCCCCACAGCAAGUCAGUCUGCUUUUCAGCACCAAAAUACAGCGUUCAGAACGCUUUCAUCUAGCUGCAGUUUUGGUGACUUUACUACUUCUGCUUUCCCUGGCCAGGCUAUGCGCAGUAAGUUCCACCAAGGUGGGAGCGCUCGAUCAGUGAAUGCUAACUUUGCACACUUUGAUAACUUCCCCAAAUCUUCCAGUGCUGAUUUUGGAGCCUUCGGUGGUUCUCAGAGCAACACAACUGCAGCCAGUAAAGCUGUAGUGAAUAAACCAUGUCUCCAAUCAGCAGAUAAAUACGCAGCUCUUGCUAAUUUAGAUAAUAUCUUCAGCACAGGGCAAGGUGGUAAUGAGCAAGGAAAUGGCUUUGCUGCCAGUACAGUACCUGCUGUGUCGGCUCCAAGUCAAACAAGUACAUCUUCAGACAAGUAUGCAGCUCUAGCAGAAUUGGACAGUGUGUUCAGCUCCACGGCAACCACUAGUAAUGCAUAUACUUCCACUAGUAAUGUUAGCAGUAAUGCUUUUGGAACAGUUCCAGUUGGUGCUAAUACACAGACGCAGUCUGCAUCAUCCAGUGUUCCUGCUCAGUUUGGAGCAACACCAUCCACAAAUCCGUUUGUGGCUGCACCGGUAGCUGCAGUAGCAGCAUCAACAAAUCCAUUCCAAACCACCAGCCGAGGAGCAGCAGGCCUUUCAGGAGCAAUUCACUCUCAUAUAUUUCCUCAGGCUCACUUUGCCACAACAUUUGGCACAGCCUCCAUGAGUAUGCCCGCAGGAUUUGGAACAACUGCCUCAUACAGUCUUCCUACUAGCUUUAGUGGUAACUUCCAGCAGCCUGCAUUCCCAACUCAGGCAGCUUUUUCUCAGGCUGCUUUCACUCAGCAACCUAAUGGUACUGGCUUUGCUGCGUUUGGACAAGGAAAAUCAGUAGUAACCCCAUUUGGACAAGUUACAGCUGUUGGAGUCUCCAGUAAUCCUUUUAUGGCAGGAGCAGCAACGGGGCCUUUUCCAACAGGAAGCUCAGCAACCAAUCCUUUCUUAUAGCCUUAUAGACACUUUACUUAAAAGAACUCUAUGUGAUCACAUAACAUCUCUAUGCCUCUUGCACUGUUGUCUUGUUUCACUGACCUUAGCUUUAAACACAAAAUAAGUCUUUCAGAGAGAAAAAAAGUCUGCAUUGUGUAUUAAAACCAAGGAACACCAGGUGAUGUACAAAACAUGGAACUGUGGUAACAUCCUUUCUUGUGCAAUGGCAGGAGAAUGUUAAUAGUAUCAUGUAUAUUAAAAUUGGCUAAUAUUAAGUUAUUGCAGAUAUCAUUCAUUAUGCUGCAGUAUUGUACAUAUUUUUCUCUUAGGAAUUAGUUAUUUGUGCAUAUCAGUAUUUGUAACUUUUAACACACUGUUAUGUGAAAAAUGUUACUGGGAGAAAUAGAUCAGCCAGUUUAAAGUGCUGUCAUAUAUCUUGGAAUGAAUGGCCUACAUCAUUUUAACAUUGCUUGUUGGGAUUUAUGAAUUCAGAACUGAAGUUUUAUUCAUUUCUUGAAGUGUUUUUUUUUUCUUUCCUGAAGAGCUCUUCUAUUUAUACAUGCCUAAAUUCUAUAUAAUGUGGAGGGAUACCUGUCUGCAUAAUAAAGCUGAUCGUGUUUUGCUACAGAUUGCAGGUGGACAAAAUAAAUAUUAAAAAAGUG